This is a messenger RNA of Anopheles coluzzii, 1192 nucleotides long. RefSeq lists its product as uncharacterized. The transcript has 2 exons. The record is from RefSeq and is a predicted model, not a curated record. Lineage: Eukaryota; Metazoa; Arthropoda; Insecta; Diptera; Culicidae. The coding region runs from base 269 to 874 and encodes 201 amino acids.
GAACGAAUGUCAGUCAUAGUCGGUGCAGGGGUUUUUCGGGUCGAUUGACGGACACCUCUCGAUCGCGUUGUCAGUGUCGUUUGCGUGUUACCACGUGUGUUUGUUCUGCGUAGGUGCGCGUACGUUUGUACAGACUCUCACACACCCAUUGGAGUGUGCUUAGGCGAGAGGAUCCGGACGAAAAAGACGUGCGAUAUUUGCAAAAUUGUUGCGCAUUUAGCUAAAAACCAUCCGUCAGUAACAAUAAAACAAGUGAAAAACAAUAAUCAUGAAAUCCUUGCUGAUUCUCUUUGCCUGUAUUGUUUGUGCAUUAGCUCGACCUGAACCAGAGCCCCCGAGAGCACGCAUUGUCGUGCCUGCGAAGCAACAGCAAUUGCCGCAGUACGAAUAUGGCGCACCGAAACCAGAAUACGGUCCACCAGCAGAAGAAUAUGGUCCACCACCGCCCACGGUAUAUGGUCCACCGGCCCGUGAAUAUGGCCCGCCACCGAAACUGAUCACCAAGAAUGUGUACGUGCACGUUCCACCGGAGGAACCGACCGAGAUUGUCAAAAGUCCCGUACUGGAAGCUCCCAUUCCCAAAAAGCAUUACAAAAUUAUCUUCAUUAAGGCGCCGGCUCCACCAGCCCCGAUCAAGCAGGUGAUUCCACCACAGCCACAGGACGAACAUAAGACCCUCGUCUACGUGCUGGUUAAGAAACCGGAGGAUCCCGCACCAUUGGAAAUUCCAGUGCCAGAAACUACCGAGCCCAACAAACCGGAGGUGUACUUCAUCAAGUACAAGGAGGGCGAAAAGGAGCCACACAAACAGUACGGCCCACCAGCUCCUGCCUAUGGACCGCCGUCUGGGCCGGCCCGGUAUCAACAAUUCUGAGCACCUCAAAAACUAGACAAUUCCCAAGUGCUCUGGAAGUCGCAGUCGAAAGAAAAAGAUUUUCCAAGUUGUUAUUGCUUAGUAGUAGUAAUUGUUGUUGUAUGUUAAGUUUUUAAAAGUUUGCAUACGGUGCUGUUGUUUCAUCCGAUUGAAAAGACAUUCCAUCAGUCAUUGAUCCCCAUGAGCAGUCGUAAGGGUGUUGCCAUGUGAUGUACCGAAGCAUAAGGUUCCUUCUUUUUUCUUAAGCAAAGGGAUGGAACUCUUGGACAAGAAUGUGAAGGAUUCAGUGAAUGAAAUAAAUAUCCUAUCUCUCCAUAA